Oncorhynchus mykiss (rainbow trout) is the source of this 3039-nucleotide messenger RNA. The record is from RefSeq and is a predicted model, not a curated record. NCBI's taxonomy places the organism in Eukaryota, Metazoa, Chordata, Actinopteri, Salmoniformes, Salmonidae.
UUGUGGGUUGGAUUACAGGCUCAAAAUGGCCAGAAACAAAGAACUUUCUUCUGAAACUCGUCAGUCUAUUCUUGUUCUGAGAAAUGAAGGCUGUUCCAUGCGAGAAAUUGAGGGUUUUCUCUGUGUCUUCUGUCAGAGCAGGAGAUGUGUUGUUAGAACUAGCAGGUUGUUGGUGUGAUUCUAGUCUGUCAGAGCAGGAGAUGUGUUGUUAGAACUAGCAGGUUGUUGAUGUGAUUCUAGUCUGUCAGAACAGGAGAUGUGUUGUUAGAACUAGCAGGUUGUUGAUGUGAUUCUAGUCUGUCAGAACAGGAGAUGUGUUGUUAGAACUAGCAGGUUGUUGAUGUAAUUCUAGUCUGUCAGAGCAGGAGAUGUGUUGUUAGAACUAGUAGGUUGUUGAUGUGAUUCUAGUCUGUCAGAACAGGAUAUGUAUUGUUAGAACUAGCAGGUUGUUGAUGUGAUUCUAGUCUGUCAGAACAGGAGAUGUGUUGUUAGAACUAGCAGGUUGUUGAUGUAAUUCUAGUCUGUCAGAACAGGAGAUGUGUUGUUAGAACUAGUAGGUUGUUGAUGUGAUUCUAGUCUGUCAGAACAGGAGAUGUGUUGUUAGAACUAGCAGGUUGUUGAUGUGUUUCUAGUCUGUCAGAACAGGAGAUGUGUUGUUAGAACUAGCAGGAUGUUGAUGUGAUUCUAGUCUGUCAGAACAGGAUAUGUAUUGUUAGAACUAGUAAGAUGUUGAUGUGAUUCUAGUCUGUCAGAACAGGAGAUGUGUUGUUGGAACUAGCAGGAUGUUGAUGUGAUUCUAGUCUGACUGAUAAUGAGAGUGGGCAGGGCUGAGGCUUUUAGGACACACCCACUAGUGUAGAGAGGAGGAUAUGGUCGGUCUGGUUGCUGUUCUGCAGUACCUUAUUAUUUCCUCAUCUCUUCUCCUUACAUCACUUCAUUUCACUCCUCCUCCUCCUCCUCAACAGUGACUAAUCCAAGCCAGAAGCAGUAGCCAGCUCAGGUACUCUCAACAUUCUCUGAUUCUGAGCUAUACUACCAAGACCAAGCUACUACUACUACAGUCACUGUUUCUAGCCAGCUCAGGUACUCUCAACAUUCUCUGAUUCUGAGCUAUGCUACCAAGACCAAGCUACUACUACUACUGUCACUGUGUUACUAGCCAGCUCAGGUACUCUCAACACUCUCUGAUUCUGAGCUAUACUACCAAGACCAAGCUACUACUACUACUGUCACUGUGUUACUAGCCAGCUCAGGUACUCUCAACACUCUCUGAUUCUGAGCUAUACUACCAAGACCAAGCUACUACUACUACUGUCACUGUGUUACUAGCCAGCUCAGGUACUCUCAACACUCUCUGAUUCUGAGCUAUACUACCAAGACCAAGCUACUACUACUACUGUCACUGUGUUACUCUCAACAUUCUCUGAUUCAUGUCCAGGUCGGUUGGCAGAAUGUCUCUGCUGCUUUGUUGUAUAGUGAUGGCUCUGCACCUCUCAACAGGGUUGGAUGCUGCCCCGGGGGUAGUGAACACUACAGAGGAGGAGGUGGAAGGCGUGGACUCCCAGUCACCAUGCCCAGCCGGGUGGCAUCAGAAUGAGCAUCGCUGCUUCUCCUUCUACCCCGUCUGGGCCACCUGGGCCACUGCAGAGUUGUACUGCUCCCAGCACAGAGGGAACCUGGUGUCGGUUCACAGCCCGGGUCAACAGGUGUUUGUCCAGGAUCUGGUCAGGAGACACACAGACCAUCCGGUCUGGAUGGGAGGCUACGAUGCAGCUCAGGAGGGGAUGUGGCUGUGGAGUGACGGCUCAGCUGUUGACAGUUUCUACUGGGAGGAGGAUGAGCCCAGUAACUCUGGACAGGGGGAGAACUGUAUGGAGCUACACACUGGAGGUGGGCAGGGCUGGAAUGACGUGUCCUGUGCAGAGCUGAGGUUCUAUGUGUGUUCUAUGGAGACAAGAUCUGGUUUAGCAUCAUUGCCAAGUCAGAAGAAAUCACACGAGAGAGAGCUGGUUAGAGAGGUGAGUAUUUAUGACGUCCUGUGGGAGACCAAUGAGAGAGUAGCAGAUGAGAUCCUCUACUCAGCCUUCCUCAGAGGGAUGUAUUCCAGACGUCUGCCUGCCCGCUGCUAUGCUGACUUCUGCCACCAGGAGGUGCUAUACUUGGACAGAGUCAUCCCCAUGCUGCGGGUGCUGAUCAGAACAGUCCAGGGUCCUCCAGACAUCAUGAUGUUUCUCCAGAGAACACAUCAACGCUACCAGGAGUCUCUGAAGGAGGCCCAGAUCCAAACUCAACCACACCUGAACCUGUCCUCCAUCCAGCCCUCUGCAGCUGUGCGUCAGUACCUCCAGAGCUUCCAUGACAUUGUAAAUGAGGAGCCCAUCUACUGGCUGGUGUCUCUGCUGCCCAGAGCCCUGCUCAGACCUUACCUGGCACAGAACCUGCCCCUGGGAGAGAGGACCAGACAAGGCCCCAGCCCCUGCCUCUACCCCUGGCUAAACCUCUUCCCCUGCCCCUGCUACCAGUGGGGGAGAGAGGACAUGAAGCCAGACCAGAGGAACCAGAAGGAUGAGUCUGGGACAUAUUACAGGCAUCUACUGGAGAAGUACCAGGAUGUGAUAGACAUCUACAAGGCUGUCAACAUCUUCAGAGCCCAGAUGAUCAACGAGAAGGCUCUCUUCACCUCCAGCUGGUUUCCCACUGGUGACGAGGAGGAAGAGGAGGACCAACCCAACCUGUUGUCUGUGGAGUCUGGUCCUGACGUUACGGUGAAGCUGUAGAAGUGCAGCUGAUUGAAUACAGGGAGCUGAGUGUGUAAGGCUGUGUGUGCUGGCUUUCACACUGGGCAGGACUGUUCCUCUUGUCAGACAUAUUCCAAUAUUCCACUUUUAUGUUGGUAACUUCCCCCAAAUAACUACUGUUCAGACUGUAUUAAUGCAAUAACAUAAUGAAUGUACACAUCUAAUAACACAUUUAAUUAUUGUCAACAAAGGAGCUACAAUAAAAUAAAUAACAUUUAGGUUAUGAAAUCAUAGAAUGAAA